AUGGCCGACCCCUUGAGCAUCGCCGCAAGCAUUGCGGGGCUCCUCUCUCUUGCGGACAUCGUCUUUCUGCGCUUGUCCAAGUAUAUCAAGUCAGUCAAGAAUGCCGAGAAAGAGAUCAGCGAUCUAUGCAAAGAAGUGAAUUUGGUUGGGGGCACUGUCAACAUGUUGUCGCGAUUGGCAAUCUCCCUGGAGGCGGAGGACGAGUCUCCCAUUCAGGGCUUCCGAAUGCACCACGUCGACGGUUGUGCAGCGAUCCUAUCCGAGAUUGUCAACAAGACGAAGAAGUACGAAGACAAACCAGGAGGAGGACUCAAGAAACUCUUUUGGCCUUACACUUCUUCGAAGACCAAGGAAAUGCUCGCAGACCUAUCGCGACACAAGGAAAACAUGAAUCUUGCGUUAUCAGCUACUUCAUUGGAGGCAUUACUGCGUUGUCUCGCUAAAGAGGAAGAAAGAGAACGAACCGCGACUGCAAUACUAGCCGAUGUUCAAAAAACCAAAGAGAUUGCAGUACGGAUUCAAGAGGAUACCCGGAGACGGCGAAUCCUAGACUUCUUCCUGAGAUACAAUCCGCAAUCAAAUUACGAGAUGAGUGUAAAGCUACGACACCCGAGGACUGGCAUGUGGCUUGAACGUCAUUCGUCUUUCCAGCAAUGGCUUCGCACCCAAGGGUCCCGACUCUGGUUGAGCGGCAUUCCCGGCGCCGGAAAAACGGUACUCGCAGGCUCAAUCAUUGGCCAUGCUCUUGCGAGAAGCUCAGAUACCGUUGCUGUAGGCUUUUUCUUCUGCGACUACAAGAACGAGACGACGCAGAGCCCUGUCAAUAUUCUUGGGGGCUUGGCGUAUCAAUUGGCGAUACAGAGCGAGAAAGCGUAUUCGAUGCUCGAAGAGUAUUACUUCGAGCUCCAUCCAGAUAAGGGACUCCCUCGCUCUCCCAACACAGAAGACCUAGGACGAACCAUCUUGAGGAUGUUUCAAGUCUUUGAACAUACCUACAUAGUGGUUGAUGGCCUGGAUGAAUGCGGAGAUCACGCAGAGGAGGUUGUGGAGGCGCUCUGCGAUAUUGCAGAAAACUCCGACGAAUUAUCGAUGGCGCUGCUUAGUCGCGACGAGGACGACAUCCAACGACACCUCCGAGAUUCCGAGAAGAAAUUUGUCAAUAUAGAGAUUGCAGCUCAUACGGAUGACAUCACUGAGUUUCUCACUUCGGAGAUUGAACGACGUAUUCGCAGCAGAAAGCUGGUAUUCGAAGAUCUCUCUCUUAAAGCAGAGAUUCUAGAGAGCCUCGUGACCGGGGCACAUGGAAUGUAA
This is a messenger RNA of Colletotrichum costaricense, 1311 nucleotides long. RefSeq lists its product as uncharacterized. The transcript has a single exon. Bases 1 to 1311 code for a protein of 436 amino acids. The record is from RefSeq and is a predicted model, not a curated record. NCBI's taxonomy places the organism in Eukaryota, Fungi, Ascomycota, Sordariomycetes, Glomerellales, Glomerellaceae.